Messenger RNA from Rhinolophus ferrumequinum (greater horseshoe bat), 1690 nucleotides. RefSeq names its product dimethylarginine dimethylaminohydrolase 2 (gene DDAH2). Lineage: Eukaryota; Metazoa; Chordata; Mammalia; Chiroptera; Rhinolophidae. Gene Ontology annotation, biological process: arginine metabolic process; positive regulation of nitric oxide biosynthetic process. The transcript has 7 exons. The coding region runs from base 631 to 1488 and encodes 285 amino acids. The record is from RefSeq and is a predicted model, not a curated record. Gene Ontology annotation, molecular function: dimethylargininase activity; amino acid binding.
UGAGUGGGGUGGACUUGGGGGAAAAGACGGGGAGAGCAGGGGACCGAGUCCUGGAACCCGGAGUGGCUCCCGCUCCCCGGAACCACGCCCCCGUUUCCCCGCCCCUCAGAUUUCGCUUUAGACCUCUCCCAGUCCUCCGGGACUCGGUCUGGUUUAUACUGGGUCGCGCUAGGGGCAGAGAGACGGGGCGGGGUGGAGAGGAUGUUUAACUCUUUAGGCUCUAAUUCCUCCCACCUUGCCCCUCUCACCCUUUCUCAUUCCGACAUCCAAGACUUCCAUCCCCAAGGCCCUCUCCCCCCACUUGUCUUCUGUCCCGUAACCCCUGUGGGUUCCCCACCGCCUUUCGGUUCCCUACAGCAGCGAGCAGCUGAGGGUUAAGGGGGCGGGGCCGCUGCAUUUUUGGGGAGUGAGCGCAUCCUAGCGGCUGCCAAGAGGGGCGCCCGGCAGGAACCUCACGAAGCCCCCGAGUAGGGGCAACAGGUGUUUUGGAGAUUAGGGGAUCCUGGUCUUGCUUCUCGGACUCACCCUAAAGCAGAAGACCCGCGAGCGUGCGGGUGGAAUGGGACAGGUGAAAUAAAAGGAAAAAACUAAGAAAUCAGCGCGGCUGGAGGGGGAGUCUGUGUGGAUGGGAUGGGGACACCAGGGGAAGGGCUGGGCCGCUGCUCCCAUGCCCUGAUCCGGGGGGUCCCGGAGAGCCUGGCGUCGGGGGAGGGUGCGGGGGCUGGCAUCCCGGCUCUGGACCUGGCCAAAGCUCAGAGGGAGCAUGGGGUGCUGGGGGGUAAACUGAGGCAGCGGUUGGGGCUGCAGCUGCUAGAAUUGCCUCCUGAAGAGUCGCUGCCGCUGGGACCGCUGCUCGGUGACACCGCCGUGAUCCAAGGGGACACGGCCCUAAUCACGCGACCUUGGAGCCCUGCCCGCAGGCCAGAGGUGGAUGGAGUCCGCAAAGCCCUCCAGGACCUGGGGCUCCGAAUAGUGGAGAUGGGGGAUGAGAACGCGACGCUGGAUGGUACCGAUGUUCUUUUUACCGGCCGGGAGUUUUUCGUAGGCCUCUCCAAGUGGACUAAUCACCGAGGAGCAGAGAUCGUGGCAGACACGUUCCGGGACUUCGCUGUCUCCACAGUGCCGGUAUCGAGCUCCUCCCACCUGCGCGGCUUCUGUGGCAUGGGGGGACCCCGCACUGUGGUGGCCGGUAGCAGCGAAGCUGCCCAAAAGGCUGUCAGGGCAAUGGCGGUGUUGACAGACCACCCCUAUGCCUCCCUGACCCUCCCAGACGAUGCAGCUGCUGACUGUCUCUUUCUGCGUCCUGGGUUGCCUGGUGUGCCCCCUUUCCUCCUGCACCGCGGAGGUGGGGACCUGCCCAACAGCCAGGAGGCACUACAGAAGCUCUCCGAUGUCACCCUGGUACCUGUGUCCUGCUCAGAACUGGAGAAGGCAGGCGCAGGGCUCAGCUCCCUCUGCCUGGUCCUCAGCACACGGCCCCACAGCUGAGGGCCUGGUUUUGUGGUCCUGGCUGGCCAGGGGUAGGGCAGCAUAGGGGGUAGAAGAGGAAGGAAGGUGAGACAGGAUUGGUGAAUAGUUAGUAGUGGGGAGAGGGACUCAAGAUAGGGGGAGGGCAUAGUGUGGGAAAAAGGAUAGAGGCCACAGAGUGAGUCCUCUCCCCCAGAACUAAUAAAACAGAACUGACCUUUUA